Spirodela intermedia is the source of this 2862-nucleotide messenger RNA. The record is from the annotation of a GenBank genome assembly. Lineage: Eukaryota; Viridiplantae; Streptophyta; Magnoliopsida; Alismatales; Araceae.
AUGGGAGACGGGGAACAGGAACGACAGAUCUACCACGAGAAGCAGAGGCUGCAGUUCUGCCUGCUGCACGCUCUUAACAACCUCCUCCAGGUUUUGGUUUCCGCUGAAGCCUCGUUUUGAUUUCUUUUCCGAUGCCUCUGUCAAGCAAUGACUCCCGACGUCGUCAGUAUCACGGUUCUCUCUUUUUCCUUCUGAGAGUCAGACUUGGGAAAUGAAAAAGAAGAAGAAUAGGAAUAGGAUUGCGAUCUUAUCAUUCGAACGUUCCCCCAUCUGAUCGCGAGGGUUGAAAAUACACUGCAUGUGAGAGGACGUGUCAGAACUCGUGUGGUUUCAGCCUAGUUGCAAAGAAAAUGGUGGUUCAAAAUUGUCGGCGGUUGAUAGGAAACCUAUUUAGCUGUUCUUUUGGGCAUGGCUCUCUCUUGAUUUGUCUUCCUCUUUGGAUUCGCAUCAUCCUCUGCCAUUUUCCAUCUGGGUCAAGCCUGGAAACUAGUGUUACAGAACUCUCCGAGGGGUUUGAUUGUUGUCGGCAAUGAGGAAGCAAACGUGAAUUGUGGGAUUUAGUCUUUUAGUUCUUUGGAGAAGGAAUAAGCCCGUACGGAUGGUUUUAUUCUGAAUUUUAGAUUGGAACUGGCUGUUAUUCCUGCUAUUUUUUUUCUUUCAAGAAGGGGGGGGGGGUACCCAGAGCUGCUACUACCCCCCCUUUCCAAGUCGUCGUUACUAAUUUGAUACAGAUUUUUGGUUCUAGUGGUAAAUUUUAUAACACGAAGGAAGUUGAAUCGUUUUUCUAAGUGAAAGAGGGGAUGAGGAACCAUUCUCAAAAGAAGAAGUGAAUCAAGAGAUGAGAAUCAUUUGAUCUUGAAGUUAAUGGGAAAGCAAGGAGAUCACGCACCAAUACAAUGGGGCCACGAAAGAACACCUCAAGGAAGAGGGCACGAACUUCAUUUCAAGGCCUUUUGAAUUUCUGAUGCUGAACAAUGCUACAUGGAUCGGAGGGAUAAUGGAAAGGAUGUAGGGAAUAUUCAUUUGGAUGUCAUACAUAUUAACGUUCUUCAAUGCGAAUUCAACUCCCUACGAAGAGGAAAAACCAGAAAAUUAAUCGUUUCAUUCUCAUCCCAAAAUCAAACACUUUAAAAUUUUGAUGGGACAUUACUGAUGAUCUGCCACAUUAAAGAUCCCUCGGAAUAGAAAAUAGACAUUUUCUUCACUAAUCCCCGUGUUCAUCAUUGUGUCUACUUUGGUUGGUAGCACGGAUCCUAUUCCAUCAUCCCACCACAUCUGAAGUCAUGUAUACGUUCAAUAUGCAUGAUAUAUUUAUUUCUGUUUUCGUCUGCCCCUUUUCUCUUCUUGUCUUAGGGUCGCUGCUCAUAAAGAUGUUGCUAUAUCUAUUUAUAAGUUCUCCGAAGGUUAUCCGUGAGAUACAAUCUUGCCCUGGUACUCUGCCUCUUAUUUCUUUUGUAGAGUCAUCUUAUAGAUGAUCUUCUCCAGUCUUUUCUCAUGUCGACCUUUUUAGCAUUUGUAUUUCAGCCAACCCCAUCCUGUUCGUUUUCCUGCUUUAAUUGGUCUGAUUUCCAUCCCCUUUCAAUUUACUUGUGAUGGGAUGGCGGUCGCCCACAGAGGGGGCUGCUUUCCCUUUUCAACCCGGUAAUUGUAGUGAUAUUGUGGGUCAUUUCUCUGUUCAUCGUAUCCAUUGCUUCAACUGUUCGAUCCAAGUAUCAGAAAUAAAUUGUAUUUUUUCUUUCUGUGUUCUUGGCCGAAAGCAUAUAUGCUCCAUCUUGUUCCUACCUCCAUUCUCUCUCUCUUUUACCCAGAGACUUUGAUCGUUGGUUUUUCUCGAGUUCAUCGGAUAGUGAAAAUGCUUUUCGCAAUUACUGGAGAAGAGGAAACGCAUGAGAUACUCCUUCGGGUGAACUUUUUUCUGUGUAGGCCUGAUCUUCUACGAGAGAGGACGAUGGUUGAUUCUACAUUCCUUUGUUUUGGAUUAUUGUGACUGAAGUAGGCAGGCAGGCGUCGGAAUUUAAUGGAUCUUCCGGGGCCCGCCUUUCAGUUUGCUCUGUAUUUUCCGUAUCUACUCUCUCGCUCUGCUGCUUCCUUGUCCGAUAAUUAAUUUUAAAAAGUGAUCUUGCGGGGUUGCCCGUGUUUCAGUUUCAUUUGGUCCGGUGUCUUCCUUGGGAACAUAUUCUUUUGGAAGGAUUUGCAGUAUGACCCCACCCAGGGAAUGUGACAGAGGCUAGUUGACCUUCGAAGAAGAAUAGGUUCCUACCCCACGUCUGUUUGGCGUAUUAUUUACUGGUUUUUGGCGUGAAUGUGUGUGUGCCAGAGACCAGGUUCUUCUUCUGGUUUUCAUUUCUACUGAGAAACCAUUCAGAAUCUACGUCGGCGUUUCAGGCGGGGGACUCCUUCUCUCGGGUGGAGUUGGACGCGAUCGCGGAGCAGCUCGUCGUUGACGAUCCGGAGGAGUCAAGCUGGUGGACCCCGCUGUCCGUGGUGUUUCGUCCGCACCACAACAGGCUGACCGGGAACUACGACGUCAACGUGCUGAUUGCGGCUCUGGAGAGCCGGGGCAGGAGGGUGCUUUGGCACGACCGUCGGCGCGGAGCUUCCUCGAUCGGCCUCGGCGCGCCCGGAGAGCCGGCGGCGGCGCCGCCUCCAUUGGAGGGCAUCUUGUUGAAUGUACCGGUGAGGAAGCUCGCCGGGCUCUGGAAGAGCAGGCACUGGCUCACUCUACGGCAGAUCGACGGCCGCUGGUAUAACUUGGACAGCGAUCUCGAAGAGCCCCACCCCUUCAAGGACGAGGGAGAUGUGGAGGGCUUCGUGGACGAUGUACUAGCCGAUGGUGGCGAGGUGCUGCUGGUCCUCCGUUGA